AUGAAGUGUUGUGGAACAAGCAAUAAAUUACAUAUAAAAGAAUGUGAAUUUUUAAAUGGAGUUGAUGAAAAUGAAGAAUUUUUAAAUAUAAUCCAAGAAUGUAAAAAUGAUGAAGGUUUAAUUGAUCCUGAUAUUUUAAUUAAAAAAAUGGAAAAUUCUUCAAAUGAACAUAUAAAACAUAAUGUUGAUGCUGUACGAAAAAAAUUAAAAAAUUUAUUACCAAAUGAUAAAAAUGAUCAAAAACAUGUUUUAGAAGAAAGUUUACUUAUUAAUACACUUAAAGGUGGUAUGCAAGAGGCUAUUGAUAAAGUUAAAUCAUCAAGAAAUAGUAUUAAAAAAUAA
Messenger RNA from Rotaria sordida, 342 nucleotides. The record is from the annotation of a GenBank genome assembly. NCBI's taxonomy places the organism in Eukaryota, Metazoa, Rotifera, Eurotatoria, Philodinida, Philodinidae.